AUGUUUAAAUAUCAAACAAUAUUAAGCCCUCUUGACCAAUUUGAAAUAAGAAACUUAUUUAGUAUAGAUACACCAUUAUUAGCAAAUAUGAACCUAUCUAUUACUAAUAUAGGGUUAUAUAUGACUAUAGCUGCUUUCAUAGCUUUCUAUUUUAAAACAUUAUAUGCAACAAUACACAGUAUUGUUGUAAACCAAAUUAACAACAAAAAUGGGCAAGCUUACUUCCCAUUUAUGUACACAUUAUUUAUUUUUAUUUUAAUAAAUAACUUAAUAGGAAUGGUUCCUUAUAGUUUUGCCUCAACAUCUCAUUUUAUAUUAACAUUCUCACUUAGUUUUACUGUUGUAUUAGGUGCAACAGUUUUAGGAUUCAAAGAACACGGAUUAAAAUUCUUUUCUUUAUUUGUUCCAGCUGGUUGUCCAUUAGGAUUAUUACCUUUACUUGUAUUAAUUGAAUUCAUUUCAUACUUAGCUAGAAAUGUAUCUUUAGGAUUAAGAUUAGCAGCCAACAUAUUAUCAGGUCACAUGCUUUUAAAUAUCUUAAGUGGAUUUACAUACAAUAUUAUGAGUUCUGGUAUCAUUUUCUUUAUUCUAGGAUUAUUACCAUUAGCCUUUAUAAUUGCAUUCUCUGGAUUAGAAUUAGGUAUUGCCUUUAUACAAUCACAAGUAUUUGUGGUAUUAUCUUGUUCAUACAUUAAAGAUGCACUAGAAUUACAUUAG
Messenger RNA from Bipolaris maydis ATCC 48331, 717 nucleotides. Lineage: Eukaryota; Fungi; Ascomycota; Dothideomycetes; Pleosporales; Pleosporaceae. The record is from RefSeq and is a predicted model, not a curated record.